CAACAACUAACAAGCUACUUACUAUCACUUUACCCUUGUUUAGUAUUAUUUUAAUUAAUAAUUAAUUCAAAUUAUUACUGUGUUAAUAAAUAUAAUUUGUUUAAUACAUUUUCCCAUUUAUACCUUUGUGCAUUGAAUACAUCUAUCCAAAACAUAACUAUUAAAUUAUCAAAUUUAUGUCAGGUUUGUUAGUUUACAUUAGUAAAAAAAUAACCUACUUUCUAAUAAUUUCUCUUUUCAAAUUUACCUACAUAAUUUAUAUUUAUAUUUAUAUAUUUUGAAUAUAAUAUUAUUAUGAUGAAUUGUUUCUUUGUUUGUGUUUUAGACAUAUGCAGUGUAGAUAAUAACAUGGUUCACAAUAUUUAUGUCUAACAUGUUUAAUCGUACAUAGAUGUUUUAUCAUGUCUUGUGUUAGUGGAUUACAAAAAAAUUACAAUGGCCAAAAUUCUGCAAUCAGCCAAAAACCAAAUGUUGUGAUACCCCCCAAGUAUCAACCACCACCAAGUCCUAAUCAUCCAUAUAAUGUGCAAUUGAGCAAUUAUCAUCCAUCUAAUAUUGAUAGGUAAAACAUUUUAUUUUUUAUUGCACAUUUUUAAGAAAUAUUAUAAUUUAAAUGAUAAUUUUAAAUAUUAUUAGAAAACAACAGGGUGAAAAGCCAUAUGCUAAUACUACUGAUAAUAAUAGAUAUAGGACUUUGCCAGGAGAGCAAACAUCGGAUAUGUUGAAGUUUGUACGGAAAAUAGAUUCGGACAAUACCAAUAAAAUAUCUUCAGAUCAGGUUAAUUGGUGGUAUUUAAAUAAUUAAGAAAUUCAAAGUGUAAAUUUAUUGGUUUUUGAAGGUAGGGCAGUUAAUGGGAGAAAUCAAUAAUUUAAAAGAAAUGAAUCAAAGACUGAAUGAUGAAAAUCAAGAAUUACGAGAUUUAUGUUGUUUUUUGGAUGAUGAUAGACAGAAAGGACGAAAACUUGCAAGAGAAUGGCAAAGAUUUGGGAGAUAUACUGCUUCUGUAAUGAGACAAGAAGUUGCUGCAUAUCAGGUGAAAUUGAGGCAUCUUGAAGCCAAACAACAACAUCUUAUUGAAGACAACAUGGAACUUAAGGUUUUUACUUAAUUCAAAAAUUAUCAAUAAAAAUACUUUCAAUAAUUUAAUUUGAUAAAUACAAACAAAAUUAAAAUAUAUUUUUUUUCUUUAGGAAUUAUGUUUGUACCUAGAUGAAGAACGAUGUGGUCCGAAUAGAUUAAGAGAUAAUUCUGUAUGUAGAAUUUGUGGAAAUUCUACUGGUUCUGGAAAUUUACCUGAAGAACUACAUAGAAGAGAUGAAGGGGAUGGAAGUAGCUCUUCAACAAAUGCUGAUGAAAAUAUGAUAACCGGUAAUCAGAGUCAAGAUUUAUAUCAUAGACAGUUGCAUCAAACAAAUGGUUAGCAAAGUUAACUUAGGUUAUAUUACUUUUGGGUCAAAUAAAUAUUUUAUAAUUUUUAAAAAUUCAAAUUAAACUAAUAAUUGGUACUUAAUUAAAUAGGUAUUAAUGUUUUAUUUUAUUUUAUUUAUGAGGUUCAAUUAAAAAUACAGGUUAAAGGUAUGAUAAUAAAAAAAAAUAAUAAUAAUAUACAAUACAAUUUAAUUUAAUAAAAAGAGAACGAGUGACAGAACACUGAGGCAUUAAUAAGGAAGUUGGAAAGAUGAUGAGGGAUAUGAAAAGGAACAAAGGAACAGGUAUUGCAUGGAAGAAUUUUGAUAUUUACUUCAAUAAAGAUUAAUAAUCAAUUUGAUAGGACAUAAAUUUGUAGAGGAUCAAAGGUUCACCAAAUAAUUCUAAUCAGCUCAAGAAGUCUUAACGCAAUCUGGGCAGGGAAUGUUGUGCCUGAAUGUCUUGAUUAUGUAACUGGGGAAGAGUUUCAGAGAUAUAAACUGUACCCCAGGAUAAUAUUAUGAUUAAGGGUAUAGUAAAGGAAUUUGAGUGAGACAAGGAAGCAAAAAUCUUUGAAGAUGUGAUUUAUGAAACUAAGUAGCAUGAGAAAUUUACAGUAAGACUUUGUUGUGUAACAAAGGACAAAGGUCUUUAGUGAUUGUUAAUCCAAGGUCACAUACAGUUACUAGUGGGUUGAUGGGAACAUUAUUAUUAAUACAUUAUGUCAGCAUUUGUCAACAUGGGGGCCGUGAACUCUUAGAUGAAGAAUCACAUAGGUCAGAAAUAAUUAAAUACUUAUUUAGUAAAACAACCAUUUAUUUACAUUAAAAAUAAAAAAUUAAUACAUAAUUAGAAAAAUAAAUAAUAAUCCUUGAAUUAUACGAGUAAAUUAUUUUUUUUAUCUUGCUGAUAGGUGAUGGUGUAGAGCAGCGGUUCUUAAACUUUUUAUUACGCGGACCUCUGAUGAAGGACAUUUUUAAAUCGCGGACCACCUUAUUAAUUUUCUUAGGAAUUACCAUUUUUUUAUUAAAAAAUAUUUCAUGUUACAAUAAAAAUAUAAUAAGUAUAAAAAAUAUUUUGUUAAUUAUUUUUGUUAUAUUUAAUAUUAUUACAUUAACAUUUUGUCUUACAUAGAAAAUUAAUUAUUGUUCUACUUUUAUGAUAUUUUUUUCGUACAUGGUGUCUUCUUAUUAUCAACCGUAGAAUUAUUCCUCUUUAAAUUUAACCAGCUAUCCAUUUUUUCUUAAAAAAAUUUGAAUUUUAAAAAUAUAUCACGUAAAAUUCGUAAAAUAUGUAGGUAUACAACUAAUUAAAUACAAUCGAUAAGUAUACGGUGAUGGUGAGUAAACGACUGGACGUUUGAGUGCUGUAAAUUUCGUUUGUAAUAUAAACUAAUAGAUAAAUGAUAAUUCUAAAUAUAAUUUAAAAUUCCAUGUUACGCCGAUAUGGGUAAUUAAGAUUAGAAUAUUCGAGGAUUAACUUUUCUAAAGUUGCGAUAAUACGCGUUCAAUACUUGUAUAAUAAUAUAAAAUAUAAAAUAUAAAAUUUUACAUUUCUAACAAUAUCAUUAUUACACACACAUGCUGUCCACAGCUGAAAUCAUUUAUAGUGUCGCGGACCCCCGGCAAGAGUGUCGUGAACCACAGUUUAAGAAUUGCUGCUAAAUGAAUAACGGAAAAAAAAAAAAAAUGUUAAUAAUAAUUAAAAAAAUAUAUAUAGUUGCAUAUAUAUUUAAGCAAAAAGAAGUGUGAUCACUGGAUGGUUUCUUCUCUCAUCCUAUUCAUGUUUAUUUUUAAUAUAAUGUAGCACAUAUUCUUAUUAUGCCUUUGGGUAUAGAUUGUAUAUUCUCUAAUAAAAUGUUAAAAAAAAAAAAUCUUGCUGAUAGAUGUUGAUUAUCCACUAAAUUAAUGGCUUUUCUGACCGAUUUAUAAAUAUACACUCAAAAUAUUCUCAUAUACUAUUAAUUUGUUUCAUUAAUAGUUAAUGAUUUUAUACAGCGAUUUAAAUCUAUUAAUAUUUGCGUACCAUUUACACAUUUUGAAAUUUGUCACAAAAAUUUUACACAAAAGUAAAAUUAAAUAAUAACUUUUUUUUACUUAUCAAAAAAUGUUUUCUCAUACCAUCGGUUGAUACCGCUAAUAUAUAUUUUGUAAGUGGUAAAAUAGAUAAAAGCUUAAAUUAGCUUUUAUUAUAAGAGGAUCAUGAGGAUUUUUUUAUACCUAUUUUGGGAGUCAUGACUAGAAAGGUUGAGAAAUGAUGCAGUAGAUGAAAGGAAUAGAUUAUUGAAGUCUGGUAAAAAGCUUCUUUUGAAUCUAAACCAAAUUAAACUUAAAUUAUAUUUUAUUAGAAAAAAAACUACAUGGACUUCUAAUGUGGAAUCUACAACACUCCUGGAUUGGGUUGAAAUUAAAAAUAGAUUGAUUUAUAAUUUUAAUCCAUAAUUUUUAUGUAUUUGUACAGAUCAACAUAUAUUACCAGAUCAGAGAUCUUUCAAUUAUAUUAGACAACUCGAAGCCAAGGUUAAAGAGUUAGAAGAAGAAAAAAAUAAAUUAUCUAAAACAAUCAUUCAAGAAGAGCAGAUUGACCAAAAGAUUAAUAACUGGAACGCUGAUAAUUCUUUUCCAGUAAGUUGUUUUUCCAUUGUAGUUUGUUGUGUUGUAGCAAGGAUCAAUGUUGUAGCUUUGUCUUCAAAUUUGUAUUAUAUUUCUUAGUUAUAAAUAUGUUAUGUGCCCACAUGCUACUAUAGGUAUACGCGUGUGAACCCAUAGUAAAUGGUUAAAUUGUGUACGUGCCAAAUUAUUCAAAAAGAGAACAACCAAAACCGGGGGCUAAGGAAUCAAUCAGAAUAAUAAAUAUACAUUUAGAAUACAAUAAAUAUACCAAGAGCACGGUUAGGCCUUAAACAACGGUCGUAAAUUAAACACAUAAUUUUUAAAACAAAAUGCAUAAAACUCAUUAAACCUUUAAUUAAUUAAAGAAUCUAAGAAUUACUUAGAUAAUUUAUUCCCAGAAAAUAUAAAACAUGUGUAAUAAUGAAAUAAUGUAUAUAGCCAUUACUAUGAAUGACGGGUUACGAGGGUCUCCGAACAUAUAUAACACUGCCCAAAACAUUGUCUAAUCAGACAAGUCCACCACAAUCAAAUGCGAGCAACUUCACGUCACUCUUAUGAUUAUUUUUGUGAAUUUAAUAUAAUUGGGCUUGUAAUAUUUUUGUCUGGAAAUAUCAAUUAUACGUGAACUCAAGUUGGAGUUUAAUUUAUUUCAAUAUUUUUUCUCCUAAUCCUAUUUCUACGUUGGGCCCGUUACAAAUGUUAUGAUGGAUUUAUUACUUAUUUUCUAUACAAAUCCUUUCUAUGACUAUUAUCCCCAUUAAUAAAUAAUCUUUUAUUAUUGUGAGUUUGUUUUUAAAAUAAAUGAUUUAACAAUACAUAAUUAUAAAUGAAGUUAAUAAUAGUGUCUAUAAUUAGCAACUUCUUUUUUUUAAUUGGUUAGGUUUACCUCAUCACUAAACAAACAGCCAUCUAAUUCUAUCUUAUACUAUUUUUUGCCAAUGACUAUCUUUGUUCCACUGUCUCUCCUCUCUUUUUAUGUAAUCUCAUCUUAACCAUGGUCUCUCAAGAUUUCUCUUCCCUACUUUUAUUAUCAGUGAAUCGUACUACCUCUCUAGGCAUGUCCUGCCCAAACCACGAAUGUAUUUUACAAUGUUUAUUAAUUUUUUUUUCUGUGGCAACUCUUUUACAAUCAAUUUUUCUCAAAUUUACAAUGAUAGUAAUUUUUCUAAAAGGAAAUCUGACUGGGGCGGUACUUUAAGGAGGUCAUUUUUUGAUUUUCCCAAGAGUUUUCUUAAUGAACUAGAAAAAUGAGAAAAUAUAUAAUGCAUUUGUAAUUAUUUUACCAUAGUAUUACUUGUAUAUUGUUGACAAAGCAACACUAUUAACUGAACUUUGCUCAGAAUUGUUUUUUCGUUAGCAAUGAUUAAUCGUUGCCUACAGAUAAACAUUAAAUUUCCCCUUUAUAUUACCAACUCACAAACAAAGUAUGCUGUCUUUUUAAAAUUUCUUUCAGUAUAUUUGUUUACUGAAGAAGAUGGUAGUAUAGUUUUCGUUUUUUAUUUUUCUGAGCAUUAAAGUAAUUAUUCAUUUUUUUAAACACUUGGCUCAAACACUUCCAUGUACUGCUACCCACAUAUUCUCCGAUUUUUUUCUUUAAUUUCGAGCUGUAGUUUUACAGCAGCUCUUAAUGUAUGUAAUUUAAUAUAUAAUAAAUGAUUUUAAUUAUAAUAUAUAUUAAUUGGCAUCUAAACUAGAUAUUUUAUACAAUGCCAAAAUAUAAUAUAGUGUGCAGUACAGAUAAUUUUGAAAUCUAAUGUAAUGUAAAUUAUUUUAUUUUAUACAAUUUCUAUAAUAAUGUAUAUAGUUAUUAAAUUGACUUUAGAAUUUUAUUCUCAUUUUCUGUUUUCUGUAUAGAUGUUAUAAUACUUGGAACCUAAUGGCUACUGUACAAAUUUGACAAAUCAGAUUACUUUACAGAUUAAAGUGGGAUGUAUGUUUUAGAAAAUUAAAAUAUUAAAUUAUUUUAUUUUUUUUUUAGUAAUAAUUUAUACGUAACAAAUGUGAACUCUAGGAACAGCUAUGAACAUUUUAAGUUUUAAAUUUAGACUAACCAUACUAUAUUUUUAAAAUCAUCAACAUUGUAGUCAUCUUAAAAUGAUUACAUAAAAUAAUUUUCACUUAUAAAUAUAUAGAUUGUAUUAAUAAUAAUAUAUUAUAAUUGAACUAUAAUUUAUUCAUUAUAAAUAAUAUAUAUAAAUGUAUAUUAUUAUUAUAGAAAAUGAGACAUCAAGAAUCUGUUUUAACUGCUCUUCAAGUAUUAGAGCUACGUGAACAAUUGGAAGGCAAAAGAGAUGAGAGCAAUAAUGUUGUGGACAUGGAAGAUGAGGAAAAAGCAUUACUUAGAGAAAUGUGCAAUGUAAUGAAUAAUAUCAUGUAUACUUCUAAAAAAUAAUAUAAUAAUGUAAUGAAAUUAAAAUUUUAGGUGGUAUGGCGAAAACUUGAAGAUGCUCAAUAAUUUGCAAAACAUUCGAUCUAAUUGCAUUAAUAUUUAAAGAGCAAUGAUAAUAUUAAUGAUAAAAAAUGAAUUCAAUAUUUAGUAAAAUAUUAUAUAUAAUUUGCUUAGGCUUUUUUUAGGAGGGGACCUCUCUAUUUGUGUAAAUACAUUUAAAUAUAUUUUAUAAGUGUUUAUUAAUAUAUAAAAAUAAAUUACAUCAAUCAUAAUAUUUUGUCAGAAAAAUUAACAUUUCUUCCACCUAGUAAAUUGACUAUUUAUUUAUACAAUAAGUAUUUAUCUUGGUGAUACUUGUAUAUUCCACACAGUACAUAAUUUGCACCUCAGAUAGCAUCAAAAUUUGACUAUGGUCAAUUUAAAUUUAGUUUAAAUCCACUUUUUUAUGUAAACAGGAUAAUUAACUAAGUGUGCUCACCUCAUUUUUUUUAGUUAAUAUUACAUGUAUUCAAAUUCUGAUUUUUAGAAUUUUUAAGUGGUGUAGUGAAAGCAGAUAUUUUUGAAUUCUUAGAUUUUUCAAAACAUUCAAUAGGUAUCUUGUGGCGAUAUCAACUUUGGUUUUUUAAAUGAGAACCUAAAUCUCAUCAACCCGUUAAUGGAAAUCAAAAAUAUACACCUAAAUUUAAUUUAAUUAAUUAAUUUUAUAUAUUUAAUACACCGCCUAUUUACAUAUUUUUAACGUUGGUUCUCAUUUGAAAAACCAAAAGUAGUAUAGCUGGAUACUCUUUAAAUGUUGUGUAAAAUCUAAGUAUUCAAAAAUAUUGGCUUUAACUACACUUAAAAUUCCGAAAAUUAGAAUUUGAAUAUAAGCAAAAUUUAACCAAAAACGGGAUAAACACACUUAGUGAAUCACUUUAUACAUACACAGGUGUCCCACAGAGAUUGUUCUGUUCAAUAUUCUUCAAUAUUUUUUUUUUCUUGUAAUAAUCAAUAGUUUAUAGCAUUAUGAUUAUUAUAGUUUUUAAAAUUAAAAAUUAUUUAAAUUUUUUUAAUAAAUCAAAGUCCCAUUUUAGAAAAUUAUUUUUAAACAACAUUUUAGUGUUGGAAAUGUUAAUUAAUAAGUCCUUAAUUUAAUAUAAUUUUUUGAAGUUCAUAAAAAAUAUACAAAUUAUGUUUGUUGCUACUACUAAAUAAUAAUUAAAUUAAUAAAUAAUUAAUAUUAUUUAGUAGUGGCCAUGAAAACAAUUAAAAAAAAUUAUAGAAAAUUAAAAACUCAUCACUGUUAAAUAUUUGUAACAUCAAUGUUAUUUCAAGAUAAAUGUAUCAAAUGGUUUAAUUUUAUAAAAAGAAUAAAUUGAUUUUAGUUUGAAUACAAAAAAAAAAAAACAACUAAGAACCAUAGUAUAAGUCUCUAGAAGUUAUUUAAAGAAAAAAAGGUUAACAAUUUGUCAGAUCUCUGUGGGACGCUUGUAUGUAUUGUAAAACAUAUAUUUUUUUUCAAUUCAAAUUUAAUGACAUAUAUAAUGUACUAUAGGCAAUAUAUAUAUUGAACAAACAUCGAGUAUGCAAAUUACUUAUUAAAUUUGGGUAAUUUAAAAAAAAUAUUAUUAAUAAAAACAAUAUUUAAAACCUUUUUUUAAUCUUGCAUUAGGCUUACUCAAACAAGCAUAAUUAAUUUAGAUUCUCAAUAAUUAUCGUAUUUAUAACUUAUAAGCAACAAGGCAAAACCAUGUAACUUAAAAUCUAAAUUGUGGUGUUGCUAAAACCUAUAUAAGUUGAAAUGUAAGUGUUAAAAUACAGGAAACAAAAUUUAUUAAAAAAAAAAUGAAAUAUUUUUGAGGGCACCACUUUGCUUAAAGAUGAUGUAUUAUAAUUUUAAAAUGUUUUAUUCUCCUAUUAAUUUUAAUUUGUUUGGAAUAUUAUAAAAUAUAAUUAAUAAUAUAAUUUUAUAAUGUAUUCAUUUUUAAUUUAAUAUAUAUAUAUAUAUUUUUAUUUUUUUAUCAUUGUAUUUAAAAGUAUCUAUCAAAAAUUUAAAUGGUCAAAUAUUUUAUUAUUUUGUUGUUUCUUGCCAUUUUAAAUUUUAAAACUGUUUGUAAAAACAAUUUGAUUAUAAAAUAUUUAAUAGUAUAUUGUAUUGAAAUAUAAUUGUAAUUUCCAAAUUGUUUUUCAUAUUUGUUGUAUUUUAUCACAAUUUAUUUAUUUUCUACAUUUACAAUUUUAAUUAAUAAAACAGUAAAAUAUAUC
Molecule: messenger RNA, 8653 nt
Organism: Cinara cedri
Lineage: Eukaryota; Metazoa; Arthropoda; Insecta; Hemiptera; Aphididae
Source: the annotation of a GenBank genome assembly